Molecule: messenger RNA, 3090 nt
Organism: Emericellopsis atlantica
Lineage: Eukaryota; Fungi; Ascomycota; Sordariomycetes; Hypocreales; Bionectriaceae
Product: glycosyl hydrolases family 31-domain-containing protein
Exons: 2
Coding region: 236-2860 (874 amino acids)
Biological process (GO): carbohydrate metabolic process
Molecular function (GO): hydrolase activity, hydrolyzing O-glycosyl compounds; carbohydrate binding
Source: RefSeq, a predicted model, not a curated record
AAGAUCUGCGAUGACCCCCUCCGGAUUAACAAAACAACCCCAACUUGUUUCUCUCCGGCGAUCCCCCGCACAGCAUGAUCAACGAGUGCACGCAUCGUUACAUUGAGACAGCCAUGGGUCCCAUGAGACACUGGCGGGCCGCCAUGACGGCACACAAGAAGAGACGGCUGUCCUUGAUUCAGGGCCCAGGCUGCGCCAAGCGAGACCUUCCGAGCUUCACAUCACAGUUUGAACGAUGAAGUGUUUGACUUGGACGUACGCGCUUGCUGCUGCUGGACUGGCAGUUGCAGCAGCUUCUAUCGAUGAAUGCCCAGGCUACAAAGCUUCCAACAUCGUCGAGGGCGAUACUGGCCUCACGGCCGAUCUCACGCUCGCCGGCGAGGCGUGCAAUGCUUAUGGACUUGACCUCCAAGACCUCAAGCUCGUAGUCGAGUAUCAGACUGAAGAUCGCCUGCAUGUGGUCAUUCACGAUGCAGAUGAGCAGGUCUAUCAGGUCCCGGAGUCGUACAUCUCCCGACCAGAAAGUAGCAAGCAAAUGAAUGCGAAUGCCGCUCUGUCAUUUGAUCUCAAGCAAGACCCCUUUUCGUUCACAAUCCGGCGCAAAGGCUCAGGCGAGAUCCUGUUCGACACGAGCCGCCAGCCACUCGUCUUCGAGUCACAGUUCUUGCGUCUGCGAACGUCUUUGCCAGACAAUGCCAACCUCUACGGCUUAGGCGAGCAUUCUGAUCCUUUCCGUCUGCCGACCCAAGACUACACGCGGACACUCUGGAACGGCGAGUCGCCCUUUAUACCUCGCGGCUCCAAUCUUUAUGGAAGCCACCCCAUGUACCUCGAGCACCGGACAACGGGCAGCCAUGGCGUCUUCUUUCUCAACUCGAACGGCAUGGACAUCAAAAUCAACACGACGGCCGAAGACGGCACGUUUCUCGAGUACAACACGCUCGGCGGUAUCCUGGACCUGUACUUUCUGGCCGGCGACUCCCCAAAAAAUGUCAGCAAGCAGUAUGCCGAGGUAGUCGGUCUCCCUGCCAUGAUGCCCUACUGGUCUUUGGGAUUCCACCAGGCAAAGUAUGGCUAUUGGGAUGUAAACUAUCUCGCCGAGGUCGUGGCCAACUACAGCGCGGCGGGGAUCCCUCUGGAGGUCAUCUGGGCAGACAUUGACUACAUGGACCUGCGAAAGAACUUUGUCACGGAUCCUGUGAAUUUUCCCAUGGACAAGAUGCGAGAGCUUGUCGACACGCUCCACGAUCGACAUCAAAGCUUCAUCAUGAUGCUCGACCCCGGGACCAGCACCAACACAAGUUAUGACCCGUACAUUCGUGGCCUCGAAGCUGACGCCUUCCUGUUGGCGGACGAUGGCUCUCCCUACCGAGGCGUCCAGUGGGCCGGAGAGGUCGUCUGGCCUGAUUACACUUCACCAGAGGGCGUGGACUGGUGGGUCAAUGAGAUGGACAUCUUCUUUGACCCCGACACAGGUCUCGACGUGGACGGGCUCUGGAACGACAUGAACGAGGCAUCCAACUUCUGCCCAGACACCACCUGCGAUCCCAAGAAGCACGCAGACGACACGAACACGCCUCCUGACCCUCCCUUCCCAGGUCGACCAAACACGGGGCGGCCCAUCCCUGGGUUUCCCGACAGCUUCCAGCCCAACAGCACGGCCCUGCGCACUCGAGCCAGCGGGGACAAAAAAGGUCUACCGGGCAGAGACCUGCUCAAUCCAGAGUACCGAAUCAACAAUCACCUUGGCGACAUUAGCGACAAUACCAUCUGGACAAACAUCACCAACCACGAUGGGACCUCGCAGUACGACACGCACAACAUGUACGGCCUCUCCAUGGUCAAGGCGACCCGCGCGGGCCUCAUCAAGCGCCGUCCCUCGUCUCGCCCCUUUGUCCUCACCCGCUCAACCUUUUCCUCCUCGAGCGCUUACGCCGCCCACUGGUUCGGCGACAACAACUCGACCUGGUCAGACUAUCGCGUCAGCAUCCCCCAGAUGCUCGGCUUCACCGCCGUCCUCAACCACCCCAUGGUCGGCUCGGACGUGUGCGGGUUUAACGGCAAGGCGGAGGAGGCCAUGUGCGCGCGCUGGGCUAUGCUGGGCGCCUUUAUGCCCUUUUACCGCAACCACGCCGACAUUAGCAGUGACUUUCAAGAGUUCUAUCAAUGGCCGAGCGUCGCCGCCGCCGCUAAAAGGGCAAUCGACGCCCGGUACCAUCUGCUCGACUACAUCUACACGGCACUAUACAGGGCGAGCGCCACGGGUGUCCCGAGUGUCAACCCGCUCUUCUUUGUGUAUCCAGAAGACGAGGGUACCUGGGCUAUUGACACGCAGUUCUUUUUGGGGGAGAGCAUCCUUGUCAGCCCUGUCACGAACGACGACUCGCAGACGGUGAACUUUUAUCUCCCCAACGAUGUGUUUUAUGACUUUUGGACGGGAGACAAGAUCGAGGGGAGCGGGGCGGUAGUUGAGCGAACAGGUGUAGCGUGGGAUGACAUUCCGGUGCAUAUCCGCGGGGGAAGCAUCAUUCCCAUGCGGUCAGAGUCUGCCAACACGACGACGGAUCUGCGUGGUAAUGACUUCACUCUGCUCGUGGCGCCGGGCAGAGACGGCAAGGCUCGGGGGAGCUUGUACCUCGACGACGGGGAGACGAUGGAUACGGGGGGCGAGGAAACGAGUGAUAUUACGUUUGAGUGGGAUGGAGUCGGGGUCAGAUCCACGGGGCGCUUUGGAUACAAGAGUAGACGGGUCGUGGAGAAGAUUGUCGUCCUGGCUGAUGAGGAUGACGAGGUGGUGGGUUCGUGGAGCCUAGAUAGGGAGUUUGAUGUCGAGAUUCGCGAUCGAGGUGAGGAGAUAUAGAGCAGUCCGCUGACCUGACCUCGUGGUGCUUGCGACUUCAUGUAAAGCUUGAAAACUGUCAUGCUUCAGGAUAGCCUAUACCGCUUAGAGAGCUGUUAGGGAAGGGGUACUCUUGCGAGGCUGCUCCCGGUCUCGUGUAAGAUCCGCCAUUGCGCGAGCAUGGACGUCAAAGCUGAGCUUCGUCGAUGCAAGCGACCGUAGUGACCAUGUCUUGCCCGAAUUAUGCAUGU